UAGAUAAACUCGAUCUCGUCCGGAAUAACAUCGUAGUUGUCGGUCCGUGUUUAGAGUCGAGAGCAAACGAUCAAAUUUCGAAUUAAUUACGGAUCACCACGUUGACAGUGAAGGAGACCAUCCGCGCUCUCGCAGACACUUGUGAUUGUGACUUCAAUGCAGAGAGAUCGCUCCCCGUUGGAUGUAAAUCAGAGUUGACCACAUUUCAGGUUAACAAUGGUGCUCGUAGAAUUAAUCGGGGCUUCCGUCGUUGCCCUGAGCAUUGUGUACCUUUAUUAUAAAUUUGUGAUAUUCAAUUUUUGGCGCAAGAGAGGUGUUUUUUACCUCGAACCCGUUGUACCGACGGGAAAUAUAACGAAUCUCAUACUUGGAAAAGUGCAAGUAGGUGUAUUUCUCCAUGAUAUCUACAUCAAAUAUAAGCAUCAUGGCGUUAUUGGAACCUAUUCACUCUUUAAACCAAAUUUGAUAAUUGCCGAUCACGAUCUUGUACAAACGGUGCUAACAAAGGAAUUUGCAAGUUUCCAUGAUCGUGGAACGUAUUGCAACGAGAAACUUGACCCAUUGUCCGCUCAUUUGUUUUCAAUGCCUGGGAAGAAAUGGCGAAAUAUGCGAGUCAAGAUGACACCCACUUUUACUUCGGGAAAAUUAAAACAAAUGUUUCCAAUCCUGCAGGAAUGUGGCGAAAAACUUGCAGAAUAUCUAGAGUGUAAAGCAAAGAUGAAAGAUUCCAUCGAGGUAAAAGAUAUAUUUGCAAGAUAUACAACGGAUGUAAUCACGUCAAUGGCAUUAGGUAUCAAAACUAAUUGCAUUGAGGAGCCGAAUAACGAGUUUUGUACCAAGGGAAAAAAAGUUUUUGAGAUGAGUCCUAUUUGGAUCCCUCUUUUUAUAUUUGUGCCGCAAGUAAUGGAAUUCUUUUCCAUCCCCUUCACAGACCGAUCAGUCACCAAGUUUUAUAUGAAUUUGUUUCGAGAUAAUGUGGAACAUAGGCGAGCUCAUAAUAUUGUAAGAUAUGACUUUAUGAAUUUGCUCAUGCAACUCAUGGAGAGAGGCUAUGUUGACCCUGACGAUGACAAGGAGGCAACUAAUGAAUCAUCAACCAAAAGUAGACUCACUAUGGCGGAAGCAGCUGCGCAAAGUUAUAUCUUUUUCAUAGCUGGUUUUGAAACUUCCUCAACGACAGCGACAUUUGCUCUUUACGAAUUAGCACAAAAUCAUGAUAUACAAGACAAAGCACGCAAGGAAAUCGAUGAAAUAGUAAAAGAACAUGGUGGUCUGACUUACGACGCUCUGAAUGAAAUGACAUAUCUUCACAAAGUAGUAAAAGAAACUAUGAGAAAAUAUCCACCGCUUCCAGUAUUGAAUCGCACAUGUACCAAAGAAAUAGACUUACCUACAAUAAAUAUUCGCAUACCAACGGGAACGUUAAUAACUAUACCAGUACUUGGGCUGCAUCGAGAUCCGUCAGUAUAUCCAGACCCAGAUAAAUUUGAUCCCGAACGAUUCAAUGUAGACGUGGUAGCAGAGAGACAUCCUUAUGCUUAUUUACCAUUCGGGGAAGGUCCGCGAAUAUGCAUCGGUACUCGAUUUGGCUACAUGCAAACAAAAGUUGGGCUUGCAAGUCUGCUGUCAAAAUAUAAAUUCAGUCUUCACCCCCGGACUCGGGUUCCUGUUAUCUUCAGCGAAAAGUAUCUAGUUCUUUCAGCGAAAGACGGUGUACACUUGAUUAUAGAGCCAAGAUAAAAUACUAAUAACAUGUACUCUAACAUACAUGCACAUUAUUUUUAUCAUUAUAUAAUUCUUAUAGUAUGUACUAAUGUAAGCGGGUUUAUAUUGAUCUUUUUGAACCAAUGAUAAAACAAGCCGUCUCCAAAGACGAGCUUUCUACUUAUAUGUUGCAUAUACUAUGUAUAUGUAUAAUAACAUUAUUUCAUUAAAAGCAACCCAGAUACAACUAAUUUUUAUACUUUAAGGAAUUUAGUGUAACUAAAAAUAAAUGUCAAAAAGUCUUAAUAAAUAGAGGUUUGCAAAUGAGCCAUUUUUUAGAUACUUGCAAUAAUAUGAUAACUUAAUUUACUUAAUUCGUAAAAAUACUUCUUCAUGGAUCAAUAAUCUCGGUAAUCAUAGCAACGAGUUGACCCGUUUAAAAGAAAAAGUAAAAAUAAUAGGAAUAAAAAAAUUAAAAAUACCUCAAAAACGACUCAUUUGCGGACCUAGAUUUAUUAAGACUUUUCGUCUUAUUUGUGGGCAUGAUAAAUUCUUUUAAAUAGUU
Vollenhovia emeryi is the source of this 2269-nucleotide messenger RNA. Its product is annotated as probable cytochrome P450 6a14. The transcript has 7 exons. Lineage: Eukaryota; Metazoa; Arthropoda; Insecta; Hymenoptera; Formicidae. The coding region runs from base 217 to 1740 and encodes 507 amino acids. The record is from RefSeq and is a predicted model, not a curated record. Gene Ontology annotation, molecular function: monooxygenase activity; oxidoreductase activity, acting on paired donors, with incorporation or reduction of molecular oxygen; heme binding.